AUGACGGAGGAAAUAACCGGGAAUUGGAGCUAUUAUGUGUAUAUAUCACUAACAUUGGUUCCAGUCUAUUUGGCAUUUCAGCUCAUUAAGUUUUUGGGCUGGCAGCUAUUCGUGAACAACUGAGCAAAUAUCAACAACAAAACAGCAGCAAACUCAGAGACAGACACACACACACAUUCACACACAGCAAGCGAGGCACUCAUAAUCAAAAUUUUAGAAUUAAAGAAUUGAAGCUGCAAUUGCAGCAGCAGACGCAGCAGCAUCCCAAAGAGAACAGAGUUCGUCUGCAUCGCAAGUUGCAAGCUGAAGCUGAAGCUGAAGUUGAAGUUGAACGUUGCAGUUGUAAAAGACAAGGAUCUCUGGCGGAGAGACAGCACAAGCUAGCUCGGGGCUAUAUAAAACAUAAUUUGCCUAAGUAAAUAUGUUUAAAAUGCAAUAAAAACAGCACAGCACAGAGAGCUAACCAAGAAGAACUCUAUGCAACAACGGAAGCGAUAAGCGGCGCAUAAAAAUAAUAAACGUAAAACGUGGAAACGUGGAAACGGAAGCAAAGUUAGAAUUGAAAAUUUUGUGCAGCAAAACUGACCGCAGCGCGAGUCAGUGAAACAAAAACUCUGUGGAAAAAAAAAACACACAGAAAAACGAAGCUUGA
Messenger RNA from Drosophila nasuta, 652 nucleotides. RefSeq lists its product as uncharacterized. The record is from RefSeq and is a predicted model, not a curated record. Lineage: Eukaryota; Metazoa; Arthropoda; Insecta; Diptera; Drosophilidae.